Messenger RNA from Mya arenaria, 7043 nucleotides. Its product is annotated as polycystic kidney disease protein 1-like 2. The transcript is spliced from 26 exons. Gene Ontology annotation, cellular component: membrane. Gene Ontology annotation, molecular function: protein binding; calcium ion binding. The record is from RefSeq and is a predicted model, not a curated record. Lineage: Eukaryota; Metazoa; Mollusca; Bivalvia; Myida; Myidae. The coding region runs from base 316 to 5151 and encodes 1611 amino acids.
GGCACCUGAUCCUUCAGGUCAACCUAAACAUACAAUACAAACUGCAGAGGUACGCGGCCAUGUAAUCAACAAGCUGAGUGAGAUAGAUGCAAAGGAUGCACAGAUAGUAAAUGCUCUCAGUCUUACACUCAGCACAGUCGUUAAAAAACCAGACCAAAUCACCAGUAAGGCAAAGACCCAAUCUGUAUCUAUAUACAGCAAACUGGUGAAGGCUUACAAGAAUUCAUCUGCUGAGGUCACACAAACAGAUCUUGCUGUCACAGCUAGGAAAACAAGGGGUCUACAAAGACUCUCUUGUCCUUGGUAACGGAUGUGAUGGAUGUGAUGCAGACUGACCAGGAAGUGGAUGGCCCACCCAUCACCAUUGUCACCCCCUCUAUCUACCUCUCUAUGAACAAGAUGAAGCCCGGCAAUUUGACAAGAAUCUCCAUGGAGCCUGUGAAGACCAAUGGGUCAAAGAUCAGUCUAACCAUUCCUGAUGACCUUGACCUCACAGGCAACAAUGACUCAAUCUCCAUGCAGUACAUGUACACAAAGAAAAACCCAUACAGUUGGAAAGAGAGUGUCGCCAUGGUAACAUCAGGUGUCCAGUCUCUCACUCUUAAGGACUCUCACAACAAGCCAGUCCACAUGAACAACCUCAAGUCACCAUUGAAACUUUCAUUUGACUUUGAUGAUGUGGCGACUAGUGCCAAGAUUCCUCUCAAGCUGAUCAUCCAGAAACAGGGUAAGACAUUUGAUCAGGUUGUGAGACAUGCAAGGCCGGGUACCACCACCUUCAACAUCACCCUGACCCGAGGAAACACCCAGACAUUCGUGCUCGACCUGCCACAAAACUUGUCUUCCAUUAAACUUGGCAUAAGUGAGGAGGGUGAAGUUAAUAUUAAAGAACUGGUUGCCACUGGAUUUAGAUACCCUGGAGACAUUGAGCUGAUAAAUGCCGUGUAUGGAAGAGGUAAUGGUGACGGUGGUGAUGUUUUGGACAACAUCACCAGGUACUGCCAGGAGUGUGAUCAUCGCUGCUGUAAAGACAACACUUCCUCCUGUAUUGGAAUAUAUGCCGGCUGUGGCAUGUUCUGUAGCCAUCUCCCAAAUAUCAACAUGACAGCAAACUGCACCGAUUUGAACGAAGAUUUGACAGCAAAAGAUACCCCGGGCAAUGUAAUUUCAGGAAAAACCAUAUAUCUGUCAGCUCGUGAGCCAAAGCUGGAAGAAAGCAAUGUAACAUCUUAUGUACUCUACUUUACUGUGAGCGUUGACAUUACCGACACCCAAACUAGAGAAGAGUUGAUGUUACGUGACCCAGGCUGUCUGGGAAACGAGACCAUCAGUGAAUGUUAUGUAUUUUUGGACCUGACUACCACCCUGCGGAGCUUUCACCUGGGAUGUUACUACUGGGAUGUUGAAAAGGAUGACUGGACACAAGAAGGAAUGCAGAUUUCUGACAAAAGUUUAUCAUCAUCACCAUCUAUUGAGUGUUUGACCUCCCAUCUGUCUUCAUUUGGAGCGUCUGUUCUUGUGGCCCCAACAUUUGUGGAUCCAGAUGACAUAGUGCUAUUCCUGACGUUUUUUGAAAACCCUGUUGUGGUGACAGUCGUCAUCAUGCUGUGGAUAGUCUACUUCUUUCUUAUACACUGGGCCAAACGUUACGACAGGAGGGACAUCGAACAAGUGGGAGUUAUCCUGUGUUUAGACAACCACCCGAAUGAGCAGUAUGUGUAUCUUGUGUGCUUCAGGUGGGAGUUAUCCCGUGUGUGGACAACCCCCCUGAUGACCAGUAUGUGUAUCUUGUGUGCUUCGGUGGGAGUUAUCCCGUGUGUGGACAACCACUCUGAGGACCAGUAUGUGUAUCUUGUGUGCUUCAGGUGGGAGUUAUCCCGUGUGUGGACAACCCCCCUGAGGACACCAGUGGGAGUUAUCCCGUGUGUGGACAACAAGCAGGGGGACCAGUAUGUGUAUCUUGUAUGCUUCAUUACCGGCUGGUGGAAACAUGCAGGGACAUCUGCCAAUGUCUACUUCUACAUGACAGGGACUGAUGGAGUGAGUGGAAAGAAGCAUGUGAACACUGCGGACCGAGUGUGCCUGCAGCCGGGGAGUGAAGACUGGUUAGUGGUCACAACAGAGCACAGCUUGGGCCACAUCUCCUCCAUCACAGUCUGGCAUGACAACACAGGAAGCAAUCCACACUGGUACCUGAAUCAGGUUCAUAUCAAGGAUGUUGAGACUGGCUCGUCCUGGAACUACAUCUAUAAUGACUGGCUUGCCGUGGAUAUGGGUUCCCUCCUCUCCACCACAGCUACCAUUGAAGCCACAUCGGAGGAUCAGAUGAGGGUGAAGCUGAAGUACAAGUUCAUGAUCCAGUUUAGCCGGGAGAUAAGGAACGGCCAUUUGUGGAUCAGCAUCUUCUCCAAGUCCCCAGCAAGCCAGUUCACACGCGUUCAGCGGCUCACGUGCGCCCUCUCCCUUCUGCUCUCAACUAUGUUAACCAACCUCAUGUUCUACGGCAUCCCCACGGACGAACCCGCUGACCAGGUGAAGGCUGGGCCCUUCAGUCUCAACCUUACACAGAUUGUUAUUGGAAUAGAGAGCAGUCUCAUAAUGUUUCCAGUGAAUCUUCUUAUAAUACAGCUGUUUAUGAAGGUCAAGCCACGAGAGCGAAAAAUGCGCCGCAAGAUGAAAGAUCCAGAUGAAACAUUCAUUGCCUCAUUCAAUGCAUCAAUGACUGAUAAAGGUUCUACUCGAGAGACAGUGUCUGCAAUGACAGUAGAUUUCGAUUUAAAAAAAAAAAUACAAAGGCAGCUUGAUAUUGAUCUGUUUCGUUUGCUGUAUACAGAUGCUAUCAGAGACCGUUGCAAGGUUGUUCCUAACCUAGUCACAAAACUUUUGAUUGAAAAUCUGCCAGACCGAUUUUCAUGGUCAGUUGCUGGAGAGGCCUUGGAUAUGAAUGUUGUGUUAGACAACCAAGGACAAUUUACACUUGCCCCUCGUGAAAAGGAAACUGGGGGUAAAGAAGAUCUUGCCCUGAAACCAAAUAGGUCUGAUCUAUCGCUCGCAGAUGACUUUUACAAGUCGGCGUUAAAGUUUGAUUCGUGUGGAGAUAUUGGUCACACAACUCGCAGUCCGACUAUCAGCAUGUCGGGAGAUGCUUCUUCACAAACAGCCAGUGAGAUAAAGCGGUUUUCAACAGAAAGCAUUUUUUCAAAGGAUAGGUGUGUCUUGGAUGAGGCUCCCAUUGUGGUGCGUGCAAAGAAAGACCCAAGAUUCCUACCAUGGUGGUUCCUGUAUGUGGCCUGGACAGUUGCUAUAUCAGUGUGUUUGGUGUCCUCCUUCUUUGUGAUGCUCAACGGUCUCAAGUUUGGCUACACGCUCAGCAUUGAGUGGCUCGUCUCCUUCGUCACCGGAUUUUUGCAGAGUGUGCUUGUCCAACAGCCCCUCAAGACGCUGGUCGUGGUAGUACUGCUGACGAUGAUAUUUAAAAAAGACGUGGAGUUUGAGGAUGUUGGAGCAGACAUGGAACUGGACAAUGAUGAGGAAUACUUGUGUUCAGUGAACCCUAAGCCUGACAGCCACCUGUCUGUUGUCCCACCCCUGCCUCAACGCAUGAUGGAAGCCAUCAAACAGAGACUAAAGUUUGAGUUGUUGAUGGACUUGACCAUUUGUGACAUGAUCCUUCACUUUAUCUACCUGACCGUGGUCAUCCUGAUGCUAACUGGACAUCGUAACAUCACCACUAGCUUCCAAACCACACGCGCAGUCCGCACUGUCAUGGUUGGUGCUGAACAUGGCAUGCCAUUUAAAAAGGUAAAUAGCAUAGGUGGUGUAUACCAGUACCUGGAGGACACUGUUAUCCCUGUGAUGAAGGUAGCCUCUCAAUAUGGCAGGAGGGAGAUCUCCACAGCCUCAGAAUUUUUUCUGGUUGGACCAUACAGGCUUAGACAGCUUAGGGUUGGAGAUUCUUGUACACCAAAAAUUGUGAAAGGACUUCCUGUUGGCUGUAAGCCGUCAUAUUCUCUCACUGGCGAGGACAGUGGCAACUACAAGAAAUCAUGGAGCAUCCCAUUGUUGGAUGAAGAUUAUGCUAUAAACCCAUGGAUUCACCAGUCUGGCUGGUCCCUGAAGACCCUUCCAUUCGUGGGCUCACAUGCCACAUACUCUGGGGGUGGAUAUGUCCUACCAUUGUCUGGCCAGGAGCAGCGGGAUACAGAUUCACUUGAGGACUUGGAAACCAGAGGAUGGAUUGAUCGAAAUACUCGUGCAGUAUUUCUGGAGUUUACUUUCUAUAACCCGAAUGUGGACAUGUUCACCGUGGGUGUGUACAUGUUUGAGUUUACCAACACUGGUGGAGUGUACCCAAGUCAUCAUGAAAUUUCUACUAGUCUACAUCACUACUCCAGUAGCUAUGGAAAGUUUGUGGCCGUAUGUGAAGUUCUCUUUGCGGCCUUCAAUCUUACUUUCAUCAUUAUUGAAGUGAAGAAGUUCAGAAAACAAGGAAAGUCUGAAUACUUUUCUAGCAUUUGGACGAUUAUAGAAUUAUGUCAGAUUGGAAUGGCUGUAGCUGUUGUGGUUAUGUUUGUUCAAAGAGUACUAGCUGUUGGAAGUGUGAUGGGUGAUUUCAAGUCCUCCAAGGGUGAAACAUUUGUCAGCUUCUAUCCUGCUGUUUUCUGGGAUGCUGUCCUUAUGUACGUGAUGGGUGGGCUUAUGACAACAGUCAUAUUGAUAACUAUCAAGUUGCUGAUAUUUAACCGCAAGAUGUUCCUCUUAUCGUACACUUUGUCGGCAGUCCAUAUGCAUCUGUUAUCUUUUUUACUCAUCUUCGCCAUCAUCACUUUCGCUUUUGCCGCGUUUUCAUAUCUACUGUUCAACUCCGUGUUCAGGGGCUACAAAACCCUUGGUGAUGCGUUGGUAUCCAAUGUAAGUCUGUUAAUGGGCAUAGCAGACUUUGUUGGUCUCUACGAGUACAACCGAAUCAUCGGUGUCGUCUUCCUGUUCAGUUUUGUGUUUACCGUCUAUUUUGGUGUGAUGACAUUUGUCCAAGCUAUUCUCAAUGUGGGCCGCAUAGAAGCAAGGGACAGAAUCAAGGGCAAGAAGAAUCAUCUGGAUCACAUAAACUAUAUCACUUCAAAACUGAAGAUGCUUGUUCAACAGAAAUAAAUUGUUUCAUUCCUAAAAAUCAACAGAAGUAAAAUUUUGUAUUUAAAGUUCAACAGAAUUAAACAGUUUCCUACCGGUAUUGAAAGUUCAACUGAUAUAAACUGUUUCCUAUUUAAAGUUCAAUAUAAAUAAACUUUUUCCUAUUUUAAGUUCAAGAGAUAUAAACUGUUUGCUAUAGAAAGUUCAACAGUUGAAAACGGUUUUCUGUAUAAAAUUCAACAGAAAAAACUGUUUCCUACUUAAAGUUCAACAGAAAUAAACUGUUUGCUAUAGAAAGUUCAACAGUUGAAAACUGUUUCCUGUAUAGAAUUCAACAGAAAAAAACUGUUUCCUAUUUAAAGUUCAACAGAAAUAAACUGUUUCCUAUUUAAAGUUCAACAGAAAUAAACUGUUUUUCUUAUUUAAAGUUCAACAGAAAUAAACUGUUUCCUAUUUAAAAUUCAACAGAUAUAAACUGUUCCUUAUUUAAAAUUCAAAUGAAGUAGACAAUACCUUGCCAAAUAGGAAUUAUCUGUUUCAGUGUAUAAAGAACACAAUGAGUUGAUGUUAAUGUUUAUCUGUUUUUGUUUUAUUUUUGAUUUGGUAUUUUAUUAUGACAUUUGUUAAAUUUGCUGUGUGUUUCACAGUUACAUCAUUGAUUUAGACAAGUCUAGAGAAGGGAUAUGAUGAGACUGUGAACAUUACAGAUCAUGUGUUUAUUGUUGGACACAUAUUUAAAAUAAUUAUCCACCUUUAACUUUAUUAGCACAUGGAAAUGUCAAUGUAUUAUCAUAGCCUUUGUUAUGUCUGCAUGCAAAUUUUCUUUAAAACAAUAAUAAAUACAUUUUACAAAAUACGUAUAUGUAGAAAAAAUAAAUAAACAAUCAAUGAGAAGGUGUUCAUGUUCUUAUAAACAUUUAGUAAGAAUUUACUAUUCUUUAACAAAGAUACAUAAUUUCCUAAGUUCUGUUCUGUUAGUUGAAUUUAAUAACUGGACAUACUUAAUCACGGACGGUUUUAUAAGUUAGUAUUCUUUAUAUGGUUCCUUCUAAGAGCAUCACUUUUAGAACAGAUACAUUGUACAUGUAAGAUUAACAGGUAAUGCUGACUUAAAUGAUUGUUGGAUUUUGCUCCUUUUCGAAUGAACAAAGAACAGAUGGCCAUUAAUUGGCAUUUAUGCAUGUUUUACAACAAUCUCUGUAACUGUAAACAAAAUAAGUUUUAGAUGUUAUCAGAAAAAAAAGUUAUUUUUAUUGUCAUAUAGAAGAUACAUGUAUUAUGUUAUUGAUAAGUUUAAAGGGGCUAGGCAUCAAAUAUGGUCCAAAAAUCGGCUUAUACAUUAUUUCCUCAAAACAAACAUAAAAUUGUCAAUGCAAGCUACUACGAGGCUGAUAUACGACAUCACUCUACAUUGUGGUUAAAAUUUUGAAAAAAAAAUGCAAUAUUUAUGUUGCUGUCUCAUCGGUGUUUCCCCGUUUAAAAUAGCGCAAAUAAAUGGUUCCCCAGUCAAAACACAUCUGGUAAUGAGUGCAGAUAAAUAUACCGAUGCUAUUUUUUAACUUGGUGGAAUUUACGUGGUAGACAACCCUGUAGUUAUAUAGGAAAUUUCGAAUUGGUAAAAAAACUUCAAAAGAUGCAUGUGUCAUAAGCAAUGUAGUACAUCAGAUAGCCGACAAUUCAAUUCAAUUCAAUAUACACAACGAUGUCAGUUUUAUUUACGUUUUUGACAAUUUUCUUUAUUUCUUGCAAUUGUAUUAUCAGACGAUGUCCAACCCCUUUAAUGUGCAAUUGAAUAUAUAUUUAUCCAAUAAAUGUUUUUAAACCUCGAUCCUGUACAUGUUUGUACAGACAUUUUCUUAAUGAAUGUUUUCCUAGUUUAAUCUUGAAUAAUGUUCAUGAAAGUUUGUUAGUUA